CAAGUUUCGUUCAAACAUCACAACCAAAGAUGUUGUGUCGAAGAAACGUUGAGCGAUUGAAAAUGAUGUUCCAUCGCUGGCCAUCAUAUAGUUUACGACCAUGGCCACGUUCAGUAAGAAAAAUGUUGUCAGUAGGGGUAUUUAUAGUUAUCGUUGUUGUUAUCAUUUUAUCUUAUCAAUUGAAGAUCAUUGGAAAUGGUCGCCGAAGAGUGAAUCCACCUCAACCUUCCAUUUCAUGUCGAUUUGAUCAUUUUCAUAAAUCAUUAGUCAAACCUAAGAACCAUAGUUCUCGUGAAAGCAGACAUACAUCCAAACGCGUGUUAGUCCUUGUGGAAUCUCCAUAUACCAGUCUGGCAAAGCAUAUCAUUACUGUGUUAGAGGCAGCUAGGAUUGAAUAUAAAAUAGAAAACACAGGCAGGAACCUGCCCACAUUGACGCAUUUUGACAAAAGCAAAUUUGGUGUGAUCAUUCUGGAAAACUUAGAGGCCUAUGUCAAUAUGGACAAUUGGAAUAGGCAGCUGAUUGACAAAUAUUGUCGCGAUUAUAAAGUUGGCAUGGUAAUCUUUGUUCAUUCUGUUGAUGAAUAUGGAAUAGAUAGGGAAAAAGUGCCUGGUUUUCCUUUAUUAUUAAGGUACAAUUUGGCUUUAAAAGACUAUACUCUGAAUCUAUUUAGUGAUAUUUGGAGGAUAACACGUCCUGGGGAAAUUUGGGAAGGGACUCUGCAGCAGGAUGAUUGGACAGUCUUUGACUUCAAUCACUCCACAUAUGAACCUUUGGCGUAUGCUAAGGCUGCACCCCCACCCUUCCUGGAUGCAGGAUACGAGGUGGACAACCGGACACUGGUUAGUGUGCUACAGGAUCGAGGCACGUUUGAUGGUAUACAGAGAGUGUUCUUUGGUAACGGUCUCAAGUUCUGGCUCCAUAUCCCUGUCCUGCUGGAUGUACUUUCCUAUCUGUCUCAUGGCAAACUCAGUCUUCCAUUGGAACGGUUCAUCCAGAUUGAUGUGGAUGAUAUUUUUGUGGGGAUCAGCGGGACAAGGAUGACACCUGUUGAUGUAGAGGCUAUGGUUCAAGCUCAAGAAAGGCUAAAGCAGCAAGUUCAAGGAUUCAAGUUCAACCUUGGUUUCUCUGGAUGGUUCUACCAACAUGGAAACUCGCUGGAAAAUGAAGGCGACAGAAAGAUAUUAGAACACAGAAACAAGUUUUGGUGGUUUGGUCACAUGUGGAGACACGAGCAGGCACACAAAUUCACACAGGACCAUCUUGAGCGAUCUAUGCUCCUGAAUUACCAGUUUGCAAAGGAUCAUGACAUCCCUAUCUACCAGCAGUAUGCUGUGGCACCACAUCACUCAGGGGUGUAUCCUGUCCAUGAACCCCUGUAUCAAUCCUGGAAAAAUGUAUGGGACAUACGUGUUACUAGUACUGAGGAGUAUCCGCGACUCUACCCCGCCUGGAGACGCAGAGGUUUUAUACACAAAGGCAUUAUGGUUUUACCUCGACAAACAUGUGGGCUGUUCACACAUACAAUAUUCUUGGACAAGUAUCCAGGUGGGAGGCAACACCUGGACAACAGUAUACAAGGGGGAGAACUCUUCCAGACAUUCCUGUUUAAUCCUAUUAAUAUCUAUAUGACUCACCUUGGAAACUAUGCCAAUGACAGGCUGGCACUGUACACGUUUGAGAGUGUGAUCAAGUUUGUGCAGUGCUGGACCAAUUUGCAGCUAAAACAGGUUCCCCCGUUAGAGCUGGGCAUUAAGUAUUUUGAGAUGUACCCAGAGGAGAGAGAUCCGCUUUGGCAGAAUCCUUGCUUAUACAAGCGGCACCUGGCUAUAUGGUCCACCAACAAAAGCUGUGACAGACUCCCAAAAUUCCUUGUCAUUGGGCCACAAAAGACAGGCACGACGGCACUGUAUACAUUCCUGUCUCUCCACCCAGCCAUCCUUAGUAACUAUAACAGUCCUGAUACCUUUGAGGAGGUGCAGUUUUUUAAUGGCAACAACUAUUACAAAGGAAUUGACUGGUAUAUGGAGUUUUUCCCUAUCCCACCAAAUGCCACCUCAGAUUUCCUCUUUGAAAAAAGUGCUACAUAUUUUGACAAUGAACUUGUGCCAAUGAGGGCUCAUGGGCUGAUACCUAAAGCAAAACUUAUAUGUAUAUUAAUCCAUCCAGCUAAACGGGCAUACUCCUGGUAUCAGCAUAUACGUGCCCAUAAUGAUCCCACAGCGUUAAAUUACACUUUCCUUGAAGUAGUCAAAGCAGAUGAUUCUGCCCCUCGCAAACUCAGAGAUCUCAAAAACCGCUGUCUUGCCCCUGGCAUCUAUGUCCAACACCUGUCCAGAUGGUUGGACUAUUUUCCAGCUCGUCAAUUAUUCAUUAUUGAUGGUGAAUGGCUCAAGAGUCACCCUGUUGCUGUAAUGCACAAUGUCCAAAGAUUUCUACACAUUGAGCCUCAUUAUAACUACAGUCAGCUCAUCAGGUUUGAUCCAAAGAAAGGAUUUUACUGUCAGAUAUUGUCAGAGGACAAAAAUAAAUGCUUGGGUCGAGGAAAGGGACGUCUCUACCCAAACAUGAACAGGGAGGUGACAGACUACCUCAAACAGUUUUACAGAAAACAUAAUGUUGCAUUAUCAAAGUUUCUCAAGAAAAAUCAAUACCGCAUACCGGAUUGGUUAGAAGAGGAGCUGAGUCAUUGACGGACAUGAAAUAAAGGAGCCAGUAGUUGUGUCAACACUGUGUACUAAUGCUCAAACUCAUAUAAACAUCAAUGUUAGAAUGAUUAGUUAUGUUCCGACAAAGUGUGGCGCCAUGUUGUCUGAUACUUUUAGUUAUUCUUCAAUGUUUUGGGUACAAGUUUUGUUCCUACUGCUUAAAAGUGACUUCACACUGUAAAUGGUUUAGAUCACCAAUCAGGAUAGUAUAAAUCAUAUUGGAUCAUACCUCACAGAUCUCAGUUUUCAGUUUUCAUUCAACCAUGAAGCAUUUUCAAUGUAUGAUUUCUGUGAUUAGUCAUGUGAAUAAAUCGUUGCUUUUUGAUAUGUAUAAUUAACAAAUACCCAUUCAUGUGUGACUUAUUGUAAAGACUUCACAUAAGUAACAACUGUAUUACUUCAAACAAAUCAUGUCUCAUUUGCUUUGGUGCUGGGUUAUUUGCAAUUACUGCAUAAUACUGAACUAUUGUAAACCCUUGCUUGGUUAUUGUAUUGUAAAGCAAGGGGCAGUUGGUAAUGUUUUUAUUUCAAUGUAAUACGGGUAAUAUGCUAAUGUUGAUAUGCUACGAACAAUGAAGAUGAUCCUGGUCUGUUUAGUUGGUCAUACUUUGAAUACCCUUUAGCUUUGUGUACUCCAGAGAACAUCAUGACACAUAUCCAGAGGUACGUUAUACUGUAAAUACCCUGUAGAAAUGUGUACUCCCAAGAUAGCCCAGACACAUAUCCACAGGUACGUUAUACUGUAAAUACCCUGUAGAUAUGUGUACUCCCAAGAUAACCCUGACACAUAUCCACAGGUACGUUAUACUGUAAAUACCCUGUAGAUAUGUGUACUCCCAAGAUAACCCUGACACAUAUCCACAGGUACGUUAUACUGUAAAUACCCUGUAGAAAUGUGUACCCCCAAGACAACCCUGACACAUAUCCACAGGUACGUUAUACUGUAAAUACCCUGUAGAAAUGUGUACUCCUUAGAUGACCCUGACACAUAUCUGCACCAUUAAUUAGUGCUAAGCUGUCACAGUUUGAUAUUUAUCCAGACUUGGUGUUCUUGUUGACCUUGCAGCUCUAUGUAUGAUUAUUCUGCACUUUUCUCGAUAAUUCGUCAGAAUUUUCAGAAGGAAUACCUCAGCUGAUUGAAUUGUUGAAAUAAACACCAUUUCCUUAAAACCAAACCCUGUUAUUAUCACUGGACUUUUCAACCACAUUAGUAUCUGUAGACUUUUCCACCCUGUUUGUACCUUUUUAGAAUAUCAAACCAUGUCUGUAUCAGUAGACUGUUUAACCCUGUCAGUAUCUGUCGACAAUUCAACCAUGUUGGUAUCUGUGGAAUAUUCAAUGCAAUUAGUACAUUUGGACUAUUCAACCUUGUUAGUAUCAGUGCACUAUUCAACCAUGUGAGUUUCUGUGGAAUAUUCAACCCAGUCAGUAUCUUUGGGAUGCCAAAUGAUGUUUGUGUCAGUGGAAUAUUUAACCCCUUCAGUAUCUGUGAAAUAUUAAAUCCUGCUAUUAUCUGUGGAGUAUCUAAUUCUGUCAGGAUCAGUAAAAUUUUCUACCCAGUUAUUACCUUUGGGAUAUUAUUUGUUGUUUGUAGCAGUGGAAUAUAAAAACCUGUUAGCAUGUGUGAAAUACUACACUCUAUUAGUGUCUGUGAAAUACUAAAUUUGUUAGCAUUCUUGGAAUACCUACCUUCAUCAUUAGCUGUAGAAUAUUAAGCUGUAGAAUCGUUCAUUAUGUCAUUAGCUGUAGAAUUGAUUUGUUUACUAAGUCAUUAAUCAUGGAAGAUUUGGUGGAGAAUGAGAUGGGCCUUACUAGGCUAUAGUCACACUUAAUUUGUUAACUUCCUAGACACUGCUAUUUUGUUCAGAUUUUGUGCAGAAGUGUGAAAAGUCUGUCCAAUGAUUGGAGUUGAUAUAUUGUUAACCUCUAUGUAUUGUACUCAGGAUGUUAUAUCAUGUGUUGAGUUCUAGAUAUUACUAGUACUAUGUAGUUGAUAUAUUUUUUGUCCUAGAGUUCUGCUUGUGAACAGUGUUAUGUUGACGUAUACAGUAUGUAUACAGUACCUACUUUUAUCAUAAACAGGUCAUCAUCAUGGAUUUAAAUGUUUUUAUUUUAGGGUGACACCACAUUAGCUAAUACUUUGAUUACCUAUAUUUGUCUACUGUGUAGAUAUAUAUUUGUUAACCUUGUAAAUAUUCUUCAGUAAGCAAUUUUCUCAAGUGAUGUAAUCUAUGGCCAGAACUUUAUGCAUUGAAUUUAGAAUUGAGACAGACUGAAUUAUAAUAUUAAUAAUGAAAUAUAUACCGGCGAUAAGCUGCUUCCUAAAAAUGACGAUGUUGGAAAGCCAGUCAGGUAAAUAUCUUGAUCUUCAAUUUGUUUUUUUUACAAAUUUGCAGUAUUUAUUAGUGGGUAUUUUCCUGCUCUUCCUGGCUGAAACAGAUGGGUUUCUGGGGGGAUUGCUUUCUGAGCAGCACAUAAUGCUUGAUAUCUAUAGCAAUAAAAUGGGUGUGUGUCGAUCUGUUAUUGGUAUAAAGCCUGCCUUGCUGGACUUCAUGUUGAAUGAGAUGAUGUAAUUCUAUUUAAUCUUAAUCAAAUAAGAUUGCUAUACAUAUCAAAGUGAAAAGAUUGAAUAUUGGAUUUCAAUAAUAUUGGAUUGUUUUGUGUGGUAGAAAGGAUGGCUGAACAAUUUUUGUCUUCUGUUUAUUAUAUGUUUUUAAUUUGUGAAUUGAAAGUUUUAUAUAUUUAUGGAAAAUAUCUGAUUUUAUUUUGUAUUUUGAUCAUAUCUUCGACCCUCUUGUAUGCUAAUGAUAAUAGUCACAGUAUUCAUUGUGUAAGCAAACAUCAGUUUUUAUGCUUAUAACACCUUUUUUGGCAUUGGUAUUUAAUCAAUAAGUUUAGUUUUACUGGAAUUCUUCAAUUUUAACUGUGCCAUCUUUCUCUGAAGUUUUGGGUAGAUCUAGUACUUUCAUUCAUAAAGAUCAGUGUGAUGGGAAAGCUAUAUUGAAAAUAUCAUAGGGACAUGUAUAGGCAUGGAAGAGGAAAUUAAUCUUACAGGGACAUGUCUUGGUUGGAAGAGGAAAUUAAGUAUACAGGGACAUGUAUUGGUGGGGAGGGAAAUUAAUCUUACAGGGACAUGUAUUGGUGGGGAGGGAAAUUAAUCUUACAGGGACAUGUAUUGGCAGGGAGGACAAAAUUAAUUUUACAGGGACAUGUAUUGGCAGGGAGGAGGAAAUUAAUUUUAAAGGGACAUGUAUUGGCAGGAAGGAGGAAAUUAAUUGUACAGGGACGUGUAUUGGUGGGGAGGAGGAAAUUAAUCUUACAGGAACAUGUAUU
This is a messenger RNA of Ylistrum balloti, 6041 nucleotides long. Its product is annotated as bifunctional heparan sulfate N-deacetylase/N-sulfotransferase-like. Gene Ontology annotation, molecular function: heparan sulfate N-sulfotransferase activity; deacetylase activity. Bases 30 to 2693 code for a protein of 887 amino acids. Gene Ontology annotation, cellular component: Golgi apparatus. NCBI's taxonomy places the organism in Eukaryota, Metazoa, Mollusca, Bivalvia, Pectinida, Pectinidae. The record is from RefSeq and is a predicted model, not a curated record. The transcript is spliced from 12 exons.